UGCCGGGAAAGGAGCGAGGCGGACGCGCGGGCGGCUCCGGGUGCCUCCUCGAUGCGCCCCGGCGGGGAGGGCAGCGGCGGCCGCCAUGGGGUCGUGCGUGACCAAAGAUUUCCUCACAAGUGCCCACAAGGACCAGGCUGUUGUCACCCCUCAACUGGAAAGCCCCCCUGUUGCCCCACAAGAGAGCCAUGGCCUUUCCAAUGCCCCAGAGAAGGAGGGCAGCGAGAAAUGCUUCAAGCCCUCUGGCGGGCUCCUCUCCAGUGGAGACACCGGCUCCCCCAGCACCUACCACGUGACGGCCCUGGCCACCUCUUCCCUGGGGGGCCUCGUCCAGAGCAUCAAAGACCACGUCACCAAGCCCACAGCCAUGGCCCGUGGCCGCGUGGCCCACCUCAUCGAGUGGAAGGGCUGGAGCGCUCCGAGGACGGGCUGGGAGCAGGCCCUGACGGAGGAGGAGAUCUACGCCGACCUCACCGAUGAGCUGAAGGAGGCCUGGUUUGCAGCAGGUGUGGCUGAGCAGUUUGCCAUCGCCGAAGCCACGCUGAGCGCCUGGUCCUCCCUGGACGAAGAGGAGCUGAAUUAUGGAGGGCAUUCGCAGGAAGGCCCCCAGCUCCAAGACCUGAGAGGCCUCUAUCUGCGGCCAGGGACCUUUCUCCUCACCCCGCAGGGCACAGGGAGCCCCUCCAACUUGGACAGCAGCCUCCCAGCCUUCUCCCUCUCCAGCUGCAAGUCCCCCCUCCCCACCGGGUGGAGCACCCCGAUGGACAGCCUGGCGAAGGCCUUGCCCCAGGAAGCGGGGCAGGAGAGCCCUGUGGGGUCCCUGUGGCUCCAGCGCAGUAGCACCUCCCUCCGAUACGUUGAUAGCAGCUCCCUCUCGGAGGAUGAGGUGUUCUAUAACUAGAGGACUCUGGAGGGAGGGCAGAGGCUGGGCUGGGGGGGGCUUGUGUCAAGGGUUGCACCAUCACAUCCGGCGGGCGUUCCUGAGCGUUUGAGGAGGUUCUUCAACUUGUGGCACCCUUGGGUGACGUCUGCUUGCUCGAGCAAGCCGUGAAGGAGGUUAUGACAGUUGAAUCGCUUCAAUCAUACAUUCCUCCUAUGGGUGCACCCCGCCCAACAACUCCCCCCAAAAAACUGUUGUUGCUUUUUUGGUGGGUAUAAUCUCACUGCUAGGUAAAAGGUAAAGGGACCCCUGACCAUUAGGUCCAGUCGUGGCCGACUCUGGGGUUGCGGCGCUCAUCUCGCUUUAUUGGCCGAGGAAGCCGGCGUACAGCUUCCGGGUCAUGUGGCCAGCAUAACUAAGCCGCUUCUGGCGAACCAGAGCAGCGCACGGAAACACCGUUUACCUUCCCGCCAGAGCGGUACCUAUUGAUCUACUUGCACUUUGACAUGCUUUCGGACUGCUAGGUUGGCAGGAGCAGGGACCGAGCAGCGGGAGCUCACCCCAUCACGGGGAUUCGAACCGCCGACCUUCUGAUCGGCAAGUCUUAGGCUCUGUGGUUUAACCCACAGCGCCACCCGCGUCCCAAUCUCACUGCUACAGCCCUUUUAUUUAAACUGAACUUCCGGGGCCGCUCUGUUUACUAGCCCCAGGGUGCCUGGGUUUGGUAGGGGCAGCCAAGAAGGCCUCUCGA
Molecule: messenger RNA, 1631 nt
Organism: Podarcis raffonei (Aeolian wall lizard)
Lineage: Eukaryota; Metazoa; Chordata; Lepidosauria; Squamata; Lacertidae
Gene: FAM131C
Product: family with sequence similarity 131 member C
Exons: 6
Coding region: 86-901 (271 amino acids)
Source: RefSeq, a predicted model, not a curated record